AGUAAAAUCAAAUCACAUAUUUAAAAAAAUAAAAGUUUUAACAACUGUCAAUACCUGUAAUAAUCUUUUAAAAGAAAAACAAAGAUUAUUUCUUCGUAAUUAUACUAAUAUAAGAAAAGAAAAUUGCUUAGAAAAAAGAAGAGCCACAUUUAGUUUUACUGAACAACUUUCUAGUAUAGGUUUAAAAAAAAUUAAUAUAUUAGCAGAUGGUAAUUGUUUCUUUCGUGCAAUUUCACAUCAACUAUAUAGACACGAAGACGAUCAUUUAAAUAUUAGAUCUGAAACAAUAAACUAUUUAAUUCAAAAUAUGAACGAUUUUGCAUCAUUUAUUGAUGAAAUGUAUUCAACAAUAGAAAAUUAUAUUGAAGAAAUGAGUAAAGAUGGAACAUAUGCUGACCAUCUCGCACUUUCAUCUACAGCCGUUAUCAUCAAUAAAAAUAUAAUUGUUCAUGAAUUCAAAAAAAAACCUAUACUUAUUCCUGGCUCCGACUUUCUUGAACAUCAAUUACAUCUCUGUUAUGAUCCAAAUAUGCCACAUUACGAUAGUGUUGUUUGUAUUGAUGGGAGCCCAGCCUUUCUUUCGUCUGAACAUAUUUUAUUUACUUGA
Rotaria sp. Silwood1 is the source of this 607-nucleotide messenger RNA. The record is from the annotation of a GenBank genome assembly. NCBI's taxonomy places the organism in Eukaryota, Metazoa, Rotifera, Eurotatoria, Philodinida, Philodinidae.